AUGAUAUCUGAACCCAACAAGCCAGCACCUCUUCAAUUCGACAAGACCAUAUUUCAUUUCACGUUGCAUCCUCAGGAGAACCUUGUUGCAACGGGCUUGAUCAACGGCAAAGUUUAUUGUCAUCGAUACGGCAUAGAUCAGCAUGAUCAACAAUGGAUGGUCAAGCCUUUCAAAAAGUCCUGUCGUGGUGUUGAGUUCAGCCCGGACGGCAAAGGAAUCUACAGCAUUUCCAAAGACAAGACAAUUUGCCUGCUUGAUACAGAAACCGGAAAGGCAAUAAGAUCCAAGGAAACAGCACAUGAUGCGCCAUUAAAUGCAUUACUAUGCUUGAAUGAAAAUAUCCUAGCAACGGGCGAUGAUGAUGGUAUUAUCAAACUCUGGGAUAACAGGAAACAAGAUGCUGUCAUGGUAUACAAGGAACAUGAAGAUUUCAUUGCCGAUAUGACCUAUCGACCUGACAAGAGAACACUAGUUGUUGCAGGUGGCGACGGCUAUCUUUCUACUUGGGAUAUCAGAAAACCAGACGUAGCCGCCAUGUCGGAUAAUAUGGAGGAUGAGCUUCUCUCUGUGAAACUCUUAAAGAAUGGAGACAAAGCAGUGGUUGGAUCACAAGAAGGCAUUCUCAGUUUAUGGUCCUGGGGUGAUUGGGGAGACUAUAAUGAUCGCAUCGUCGGCCAUCCAAGUUCGAUCGAUACUAUUUGCAAGCUCGAUGAAGAUACCAUUUGUACAGGAAGCAGUGACGGCAUUAUACGUAUUGUUACCAUUCUCCCUAAUGAAUUCCAUGGUAUCAUUGGUGAUCACGGAGAAGACAUGCCUAUCGAACAUAUACGCUUAGCUCAUGAUAAGAAAUACCUUGUCAGCAGUGGGCAUGACAACGCUUUAAGAUUCUGGGACGUGGCCUACCUCUACGAGGAAGAAAAGGAGGAGGAGGAGGAAGAGGAAGAGGAAGAAGAAAAGGAAAAGGAACAAAAGGAUGACACACAAGCUGCUGAAGAAGAAGACGACAGUGACAGUAGUGUAGAACAAAAGCCAAGUAAAAAGAAACGAAAGACGGCAUCAGGCCCGAAGAGCUAUAAGGCGCAAAAGAACGCUGCAUUUUUCGCUGAUAUGUAA
Molecule: messenger RNA, 1113 nt
Organism: Lichtheimia ornata
Lineage: Eukaryota; Fungi; Mucoromycota; Mucoromycetes; Mucorales; Lichtheimiaceae
Exons: 8
Coding region: 1-1113 (370 amino acids)
Molecular function (GO): protein binding
Source: RefSeq, a predicted model, not a curated record